AUGUCCGAAGAGUACUUCCCGCUCUCGAGCGUUUUGCCAUACAUGGAGGGAGCCAAAAUAGAGGAAGUGGACUUUACUUAUCUUCUGAGCACACUAGCGCGCCCGUCCACCAUAUUAAAUGCAUCUAAAACAGAUCUCAACCAUUUAUGUGCCAGGGUGAACAACUAUCUAAGCUCCAACAACGUCAAGCAUCGCUGGCUAGGCUCGAAAAUGGCGAUUGUACUUAACACGCAUAUUGAGAUUACAGCCUCCGAGUAUACGUCCAAAUAUUUGGGAGCAUUAAUUAAAGUUCUCGAGUCCAAAUGUUUCAUCAAAGACGAGAACUCCGCUUCCGUCUACGCAAUAGUGACACUGGAAAGCUGCUGUGACGCUCUAUCAUUUAUUAUCAGCAAUAUCAGAGGCAAGCACGCACUGACUCGGGAAGUGCUGACCCCCAAACUGCCCUCGAUCAUCGGAUCUCUGCUUGAGAUCAUCAAUCUAGUUCCGCAAAAAGCUAUUGAUCUUCUUUACGAUCUGUUGAAAAACAACUCAACUACCUUUCGUCCCUUUGGUUCAAAGUUUGAAAGAGCUCUUUUGGGUCUUUUGGGAUCCGAUGGGUUCAACAAAUUUGAGUAUCAGCUGCAGCAAAAAAUCUAUAAAUCUCUGGCACUUGUUUCAUUUAGUUUGACCAGGAAUAGCACAAGCGAGUUGUGGAGAACCAAGUUCAACCACUACGUUCAAGAAAUAAAAUCAGUCAUUCAGAUAUACUCCGAGUUCAUGAGCCUCGACGAGGAUGAGGAUCUGAUGCAACAGCUAAACGCUCUUCCUAGCGUACCAGAGAAAUUCGAGCCAAGCUUUGCUCCAUUGGACAUUGACCUUAACGAGAGUUCUUUACAGAUCACAAAGAUCGUUUCUAGAGUCGACUUGCUAGUGAAUUUGCUGGUCGGAUUUCUGCAAGUGCCUACUCCCCAGGUCAAAGCGCCGAUCGGCUAUCUACUGAUGAUAGGCCAGAUUCUGGUUGGCAUCAACCACAAAUUUACUCCCAUAAAAAGAGAUAUCAGAGACGUGACGCUACGCCAGAUCAUCGCACAUUCUGCGACAUUACUGAACUAUGUCGGAUUGAAGCUUCUGAAUGUGUUGCCGGGUAUCUUUGGCGGAGACCUGCUUCCACAUUUGAGUUCCGUUCUUUCCUCGGUUGACACACUGAUUCCUGUGAGCAGAGUGAACGGAAGAAUUAUAGUUGAUGAGAUGGGUGUCCUUGAUAACCCAGAGCUGAUAUUCGCUGGUCUCAAAACCCGUAUCAACUACCUUGAGCUUGUGGAAGGAUUCACGAACAUGAGUCUUCUGCACAAAUCCAUAGACGCGGCCUUGAUACUCUCAAAACCACAGGGUCCACACGGGCUGGCUAAGAGCAACGAACAGAAGCUGAAGAGUGUCACUAUGUCGGACCUUCUUUCUGAUCAAAAAACCUUCAUAACAGAAGCUACCCAGGACCAGAAAAAUGUGCUGAGGCAAUAUUUCAAAGUUUUGCUUACCAGAUGCGUUCUGAAUUAUUCGAAGCAGUCCGAGAUUCUCCGUGUGGUUAUCUUGGAUGCUGUCAAAGGCGCUGUGGCUAAGGAACUGCUUCAUGCUGCAUUGUUGUACCCUCAUAAAGAGGCCCAUGCUAGUGUGCUACCAAUGGUAAAGCAGCUGCUGAACGACGAUGAACUAGUUAGCGUUUUCUUAAAUCCAAGACUUCCAGUGCUCCCUACCAAGAGAGUAAUCGACCAAGCGUCGUUAGAAGAAAUGGAGCAGGAGAGAGAAGAGGAAGAGGAACAGAGACCAGUCAAGAAAAUAAAAAUUGAGGAACGGGUGACUGUUGAGGCACCAGCAAAGGAUAAUCAAAAAGAGGACGUUACAGAAGAGACGAAGGCGACAUUGGAGACUAAUACAAAUGGAGACGUCUCAGACUACGAGAACAUGGUUUUCAAGCCUGUUGGAUCGCUCGUGGAAAAUAACGACGUUGCACAGGCUUUAGUCGAGGAUGUGAAGCCGGUUGCAGCUGAACAAGCACUAUCAGCACAAUCACCGGCACGUUCUCCUUCAGACGAUGAAUCGGACUUUGAGAUCCCGGAAAUCGACAUUGACGAUGACUAA
Molecule: messenger RNA, 2115 nt
Organism: Ogataea angusta
Lineage: Eukaryota; Fungi; Ascomycota; Pichiomycetes; Pichiales; Pichiaceae
Exons: 1
Coding region: 1-2115 (704 amino acids)
Biological process (GO): rRNA processing
Cellular component (GO): nucleus
Source: RefSeq, a predicted model, not a curated record